Rhopilema esculentum is the source of this 1508-nucleotide messenger RNA. Its product is annotated as parkin coregulated gene protein. Lineage: Eukaryota; Metazoa; Cnidaria; Scyphozoa; Rhizostomeae; Rhizostomatidae. Gene Ontology annotation, molecular function: Hsp90 protein binding; Hsp70 protein binding. The record is from RefSeq and is a predicted model, not a curated record.
UGGUUUCAUAGCAACAACCUCAACAUCAUAGAGCGACGAUCACAAACGACAGGCAAAAACCAGCAAAACUCAUUUAGAGUGUGGUCAAAUUCAUUUCGAUUAUAGCUUAUUUCCGGCAGUAGCUCGAUGGCAACGUCAGUUCAGCAGGAUUUCAAGAAAAGCGACCCCGACAAGUCGCUACUCUUCACGCAGGGGUUUACAACAAUGUCCAGGAAUGAAAAUGCGAAGAUAAUUGGUCCUCCUGCCGCAGGCGCACAUAGAAGUCGACCUGAUGUCAAGGAAACAUUAUUUCGUAAGUUCUACGAGCGAGGAGACCUUCCUAUUGCCUUGGAACAUGACACAAGGGGAAAUAAAAUUGCCUGGAAAGUUGAGAUAGAGAAACUCGACUACCACCAUUAUCUUCCUCUAUUCUUUGAUGGUUUGAAAGAGGUUAAGCACCCAUAUGAAUUUUUUGCGCGACAAGGCUGCCAUGAUCUUCUUGAACAUGGUGGCAGCAAAAUUUUGCCAGUUGUGCCACAGCUGAUUGUCCCAUUGCGGGAUGCACUAGAUACUCGAAACCCACAGAUUCUUUGUACCACUUUAAAGAUCAUGCAGCAUUUAGUUCUGUCUUGUGAGAUGGUUGGUGAAGCACUUGUCCCAUACUACAGGCAACUGUUACCAGUUCUGAACAUUUUCAAGAAUAAAAAUUUGAACUGUGGUGACAAAAUUGAUUACAGUCAACAGAAAAACGAGAAUGUGGGAGAUUUGAUAUACGAGACUUUAGAGAUCCUAGAGAGGUAUGGCGGAAAUGAUGCAUUCAUUAACAUUAAGUACAUGAUUCCUACCUAUGAAUCAUGCUUACUGAACUGAUUGUUUUUAAUGCCAAGGGUGUUAUGCUAUACAUUAUGUACAUACAAUGGUAAAACUGAAUUUAGUCACAAUACUGUCUGUAACCUGAACACUAUUCUGGACAUUGUGACAUAUCUUCCAUAACAAAGACGGUGGAGACAAAGAAUUCCUGGAGUAUUUUUGUGAGGUUGUUUCGGCACUUGAAUGGACUUAUCAAAUGAUGUUCAAUGCAAAACAAUACUGUUUCUGCCAAAAGCAACCACAGAAAUGCACCUGGGACAAUUAUUAUAAUCAUUUUCCACAACCUUACUGAAUCUUCACUACAGAUGAAAAACUGUGCAUUUUAGCUAUUUUAGCUAUAAAUUUUGACAUGAAUAGGUAUUGGUCAUAUUCACAGGGAUAUCUGAUGUAAUUCCAUUAAAUAGAUGUAAGGACAUACUGUUGAAAAGUGGGCCCCAAUUUUAGCUUAUAUAACAACAAACACUUUUGUUACAACAUAAGCUCCCGUGUAAAUGUUCAGCAAGUGUAGCAUUUGCAGAAUAUCAUUUAUUAAUGAAUACAUCUACUCAUCAGUAUGUGGAAAUGGCUUUUGGAAAUAUUUUAUUUUGUUCUUAUCAAAUUUUCAGUAUUGUAAGUAAGGUAGAUAUGAAAUAUUUGUAUUUUUUAUUUUGGUGGCUGAA